This is a messenger RNA of Helobdella robusta, 1449 nucleotides long. RefSeq lists its product as hypothetical. Gene Ontology annotation, cellular component: ciliary transition zone. Gene Ontology annotation, biological process: non-motile cilium assembly; protein localization to ciliary transition zone. Lineage: Eukaryota; Metazoa; Annelida; Clitellata; Rhynchobdellida; Glossiphoniidae. The transcript has 13 exons. Bases 1 to 1449 code for a protein of 482 amino acids. The record is from RefSeq and is a predicted model, not a curated record.
AUGGAGCCAACAACAAGCAAUGAACAAAUUUCAGAAAAGUUGCUUUUGAACUUGAAGAGGCAAAGAACCCAGGUUCAAAACAAGCUUCGAAAAACCACAAAGACUUUAGAAGAAGUUAGUGAACUGGAUGAAAUCGAAGAUGCCCAAAGACAACUGAAAGUAAACUUAGAAAAAAAUAAGAGACAAGCCAGUAAAGGUGAUGAGGAUGGUGCUGAUAACGCUGCAUGGGUUGGUGAUGGUGGCGAUGAUAAGAGAGAUGGUGAUAGUGUUGGUAAGGAUGGAUUGUCAUCAUCAGUAAUGUCACCAAGAACUCUGGUUAGGCAAGAGGCAUCUACUACAGUUUCGACCAAGAAACCAGCGAUCAGCUUAUCAGUUCGGAAUAGAUUAUUGGAGACACUGAAAACUGCUAAGGACAAAGCCAAAGAUGACGUGUACAAAAGUAUGAAGCAAGUCUCUGUUGACGAAUCUGUUGAUGGCGCAGACGUUGGUGGUGGCGGUGGCUCUAGCAGCCGCGUUCGGUUCGACGCGCGGGAGCACGUGAUGAUGGAGAGGUUGAUCAUGCAGAAGAUGAUGCAGUUGAAACAUUUCAGGAAGUUCUUCACCGCUGAUGGGAAAUUAAAAGACACUCCGUAUGAAGAACAGAUGAACUUUUUCUUCAAAAUUUUUGACGGUAAAGAUGCUGGUGAAGCUGCUGCUGCUGCUGCUGGUGGUAGCGGCACUGGCGAUGAAGCUGGCAAAGUUGACGGCAAACGUGGUGAUGUUGUUGCUGCCGGUGGCGAUGGUGGUGGUGAAAAAAUUACUGGUGAAGUUCCUGAGGAGGGUAAAGAUACAGAAAUCGAUGAUGCAGCAGACGAAAGGUACUUCUGGGCCCCUUACUUUUACGGACAAUCUCUAGUUGAAGAGAGAGACAUUGACGUUAUGGGGAGUAAAGUUUACAUGUAUCCGUCAGUAUUGCCCGUCAUUCUGCCCCCUUCCAUGAUUCACGAUUGGGCCGAGGAGGGCUUCUACGUGGCCCGCAAACCCCUGGUGGCCGCCUCAAGUUACAACAAAAUGGAGUACCGACUGAUCGUCGAAAAGUUGGGCGGAACCAGUGAAGAAGAAGCCAUGGAUGCGGUAAAGAAAGCGAAGUUACUGAAAUGGUUUGGCGAUGAUGGCAGACUGAUAGGUCAACCGGACUGGCCGAGGGAUAUCUACUUUAAACUGGAUAUUCUGCCGGAAUACGAUUCGCGUUUCGUUACAAAUUAUCAAAAGCCAGUUAUAGGAGUGGAGAGGCAGAUAGGCCUGAAUGAUUUUUUCAGACUGGAGAUAGAUAUAAACAGCAUUACGUUCACCCACCACCAUCUAUUUGGAAAGGAGCAUGUACUGGCAUCUUUGCUGAGACAGCAAUGUAAGUUGAAAUCAGUUCGAAGCGCUUAUGAACGUGCCCGCAAGGAAGUAAGUAACUCGUAA